AGUGUUCCAAUGGGAUUAAUUAAGAUAACAAGCCACAUUAUAUAUACCUGCAUUCAGAAAUUGGAUCACAUAUAGAACCUAACAAUUACAUGAAAGGUUGGAUGAGUUUACAUUUUUCUUUGAAGUCCCAUCUGAGCAUGGACCUUUAAAACCGUCUGAAAAAGAAUUAGAAUUGUGUGAAUAUGUAUGUAAACCAGACAUCAAUCAAAUAUUUCAUCAUCAGAGGGAUUUCAGAUGUUCCAGAGGUUCAAUUUACUAUCUUUUUCCUGGUUCUGUUCAUUUAUCUCAUCACACUUGCUGGCAACAUGACCAUUUUUUUGCUUAUCUGCCUGGACCAACAUCUCCAGACUCCAAUGUACUAUUUCCUGGGCAACUUGUCUGUAGUGGAUAUUUCAUGUUCCACCAUCACUUUGCAUAAGAUUCUCACUAGCUUUAUUACACAUGAUAAAACUGUUUCUUACCCUGCUUGCAUGGCACAAAUGUACAUGUUUGGUUCAUUAACAGGCCAUGAACUCUUGAUAUUAACAGCCAUGAGCUAUGAUCGUUAUGUAGCAAUUUGUAAACCUUUACGGUAUCACAUGGUUAUGAAUGGUAAAACAUGUGCUCUGUUGGCAUCUACUUGUUGGCUGGUUGGGUUUUUACAGGUUGCUCCCCCUCUUGGGAUUCUAUAUAGUUUUUCUUGUUAUUCAACAACUGAAAUCAACCACUUCUUCUGUGACAUUGUCCCCUUGAUGAAGAUUUCCUGCAAUGACACUUCAUUUUUGGAAAUGCUAUUUUUUAUAGAAGGUUUGCUCCUCUUCAAUUUUACUCCAUUUGUUCUCACUUUUAUCUCUUACAUUUUUAUUAUUGUUGCCGUCAUGAAGAUACACACCAAUCACGGCAGACAUAAGGCCUUCUACACAUGUUCAUCUCACCUCACAGUUGUCAUAUUGCUCUACACAACUCUUGUAAGCCAAUAUCUGACACCAAACAUAAAUAGCACGUUGGACUCCAAAAAACUUUUUGCUCUGUUUAACACAGCUGCUGUUCCAAUGCUUAAUCCAAUCAUCUACAGCCUAAAAAAUAAGGAUGUGAAAGUAGCUCUUAGGCGAAGCUUAGGAAAAUUCAGAUUGAUACCUUGAAGACAACGGGGUUAAUUUAAUAAAGGCGAAUGGGCUAUUCCCUUUGCAAGGGAGUUUUUUAGUGAAUGAGGGGAUGCUCUGUUGAAUUACACCAUCCAAUCAUGUAGAAGCAUGUGAUUGGGUAUUCAUUGCAAAAUGUAUCUUUACCACAUUCAAGUUAAUGGGAAAUUCCCUUGCAAAGUGGGCAGCCUAUUUGCUUUUAGUAAACCAACCCCAAUUUGUUUUAAAUUUGCUAUUUGUUUUAAAACAAAAAACUAUAUAUUUUUCUAAACUUAAUUACAUAACAUGUUAGGCUUCAUAUAUAAGCUCAUAUGUGGACUAGUGAAAUAUCUAAUCAAUGGAUAAUUAUUUUGUUGAAUGUUGCAAAAUAGUUGCCACCAGUUUCAAGUUUUCACAGUUAAUAUUAAUAAUUUUGUUGUUCCAGGGUCCAUACUAAAUUCAUAUUUGAAUCUGGAAUUUUUCUGUUAGCAAAAAAUGUUUUCUCA
Molecule: messenger RNA, 1606 nt
Organism: Rana temporaria (common frog)
Lineage: Eukaryota; Metazoa; Chordata; Amphibia; Anura; Ranidae
Product: olfactory receptor 6C74-like
Exons: 2
Coding region: 183-1121 (312 amino acids)
Biological process (GO): G protein-coupled receptor signaling pathway
Cellular component (GO): membrane
Molecular function (GO): G protein-coupled receptor activity; olfactory receptor activity
Source: RefSeq, a predicted model, not a curated record